This is a messenger RNA of Paramormyrops kingsleyae, 3663 nucleotides long. It is a transcript of the gene supt5h, whose product is annotated as SPT5 homolog, DSIF elongation factor subunit. The record is from RefSeq and is a predicted model, not a curated record. Gene Ontology annotation, cellular component: DSIF complex. Lineage: Eukaryota; Metazoa; Chordata; Actinopteri; Osteoglossiformes; Mormyridae. Gene Ontology annotation, molecular function: mRNA binding; protein binding. Gene Ontology annotation, biological process: regulation of transcription by RNA polymerase II; regulation of DNA-templated transcription elongation; transcription elongation-coupled chromatin remodeling.
UUCAAACUGACACGAAAUCCCGUGAGAACUGAGGUAUUGGAGUUCUCGCGAUAGUUUGUGUCUGUCGUUGCGCAUUGGGAAACAAGAGCGACGAACAGAUUAGCCUAUACUGAGUAUUGUUACAAAAAAUAGAAAGCUACGAAAGAGGAUGUCGGAUAGCGAGGACAGUGAUUUCUCUGACAAUCAGAGCGAACGCAGCAGCGAAGCCGAAGAGGUCGAUGAAAAUGAGGAGGAAGAGGGGCAAGGCAGCAUUGCAGGCAGCGACAAAGGGGAGGAAGAUGCAGAAGACAUAGAGGAAGAUGAGGAUGAGUAUGAUGAAGAGGAGGAGGAGGAGGAGGAUGAUGAUCGGCCCAGGAAGAAACCAAAAUAUGGAGGCUUUAUCUUAGAUGAAGCUGAUGUGGAUGAUGAAUACGAAGAUGAAGAUCCUUGGGAGGAUGGUGCUGAAGAUAUAUUGGAGAAAGAGGAAGUUGAAGUGUCAAACCUUGAGCACACGGUUCUGGAUGAGGACCACUCUGGAUCGCGCCGGCUCCAAAAUCUGUGGAGGGACUCUCGAGAGGAGGCUCUGGGAGAGUACUACAUGAGAAAGUAUGCAAAGUCCUCUGGAGGAGAACAUUUCUCUGGGGGGUCUGAGGAGCUUUCUGAUGACAUCACCCAGCAGCAGCUACUCCCUGGAGUCAAAGAUCCUAAUCUAUGGACUGUCAAGUGUAAGAUCGGGGAAGAGAGGGCAACUGCCAUUGCUCUAAUGAGGAAGUUCAUUGCCUACCAGUGUACAGACACGCCACUGCAGAUAAAAUCUGUGGUAGCCCCUGAGCAUGUAAAGGGCUACAUCUACGUCGAGGCCUAUAAGCAGACUCAUGUAAAGGCUGCAAUCGAGGGCGUGGGAAACCUGCGCAUGGGCUUCUGGAACCAGCAGAUGGUGCCCAUCAAGGAAAUGACCGACGUCCUCAAGGUGGUCAAAGAGGUCACUAACCUUAAGCCUAAAUCCUGGGUGAGGCUGAAACGAGGACUCUACAAGGAUGACAUUGCUCAGGUGGAUUAUGUUGAACCAAGUCAAAAUACGAUAUCAUUAAAACUGAUUCCACGCAUAGAUCUGGACCGAAUCAAGGCCCGAAUGAGCCUGAAAGACUGGUUUGCCAAAAGGAAGAAGUUCAAGAGACCUCCACAGAGACUCUUUGAUGCUGAGAAGAUCAGGUCACUUGGAGGUGAAGUCAGUCAUGACGGAGAUUUCAUGAUAUUUGAAGGCAACAGAUACAGCCGAAAAGGAUUUCUUUUUAAAAGCUUUGCCAUGUCCGCUGUAAUCAUAGAGGGUGUGAAGCCUACAUUGUCCGAGCUGGAAAAGUUUGAAGACCAACCAGAAGGGAUUGACCUUGAGGUUGUCACAGAAACCACAGGCAAGGAACGGGAACACAAUCUGCAGGCUGGAGACAAUGUUGAGGUGUGCGAAGGGGAGCUGAUUAAUUUACAAGGCAAGAUCCUCAGCGUAGAUGGAAACAAGAUCACCCUCUUGCCCAAGCAUGAGGACCUCAAGGACCCCUUGGAGUUCCCAGCCCAUGAGCUAAGGAAGUAUUUCAAGAUGGGUGACCACGUGAAGGUGAUAGCUGGACGUUAUGAAGGUGACACAGGGCUCAUCGUACGUGUGGAGGAGAACUUUGUCAUACUUUUUUCAGAUCUGACCAUGCAUGAGUUGAAGGUUCUUCCACGUGACCUUCAGCUCUGCUCAGAAACAGCUUCUGGGGUGGAUGCUGGUGGCCAGCAUGAGUGGGGAGAGCUGGUACAACUUGACCCCCAAACUGUGGGAGUCAUUGUACGACUGGAAAGGGAGACAUUUCAGGUCCUUAACAUGCAUGGGAAGGUGCUCACGGUUCGGCAUCAGGCUGUAAACCGGCGAAAAGACAACCGCUUUGCUGUGGCUCUUGACUCGGAACAGAACAACAUCCAUGUGAAGGACAUUGUUAAGGUCAUUGAUGGGCCCCACUCGGGGCGGGAAGGAGAAAUCCGUCAUUUGUUCAGAGGGUUUGCUUUCCUGCACUGUAAGAAGCUGGUGGAAAACGGCGGCAUGUUUGUCUGCAAGACUCGUCACUUGGUCCUUGCUGGUGGUUCUAAGCCCAGAGAUGUUACCAAUUUCACAGUGGGCGGGUUCGCACCCAUGAGCCCGCGAAUCAGCAGCCCAAUGCAUCCGGGGGGUGGCGGCCAACCGCAAAGAGGUGGAGGUGGAGGCAUGGGCCGGGGGCGGGGAAGGAGGGACAAUGACCUGAUUGGACAGACGGUCCGGAUUUCACAGGGACCAUACAAAGGUUACAUUGGAGUAGUAAAGGAUGCCACUGAAUCCACUGCCCGUGUGGAGCUGCAUUCUACUUGCCAGACAAUCUCCGUGGACCGCCAGCGCCUUACAACAGUGGGUGCCAAGCGUCACGGAGGAAUGACCUCUACACAUGGAAGAACACCGAUGUAUGGAUCUCAAACCCCCAUGUAUGGGACUGGUUCCCGGACUCCGAUGUACGGGUCACAGACGCCUCUUCAUGAUGGAAGCCGAACACCUCACUAUGGCUCUCAGACCCCAUUGCAUGAUGGGAGUCGUACACCGGGACAAAGUGGAGCCUGGGACCCCAACAACCCAAAUACCCCUUCACGCCCCGAUGAUGAUUUUGAGUUCGGUUAUGAUGAUGAGCCUUCAACAUCUCCGCAAGGCUAUGGUGGUACACCUAACCCCCAAACCCCCGGGUACCCUGAAGUACCGUCCCCACAGGUCAACCCACAGUACAACCCUCAAACACCUGGCACUCCGGCCAUGUACAAUACCGACCAGUACUCUCCAUAUGCAGCUCCCUCACCGCAAGGUUCCUACCAGCCCAGCCCCAGCCCCCAGAGUUAUCACCAGGUGGCCCCUAGUCCUGUGGGCUAUCAAAACACACAUUCUCCUGCUAGCUACCACCCUACUCCUUCACCUAUGGCCUACCAGGCUAGUCCAAGCCCCAGUCCGGUAGGCUACAGCCCCAUGACUCCAGGUGCCCCUUCUCCUGGUGGAUAUAAUCCCCACACACCAGGAUCCAACAUUGACCAGACCUCAUGUGACUGGGUUACUACGGACAUCGUGGUUAGGGUCAAGGAUACGUUUCUCGACGGACAGGUUAUCAACCAGACGGGCGUGAUCCGAAGCGUCACGGGAGGGAUGUGCUCUGUCUUCCUCCAAGACACAGAGAAAGUAGUUAGCAUAUCCAGUGAACAUCUAGAGCCAGUAACGCCCACCAAGAACAACAAGGUGAAGGUAAUACUGGGUGAGGACCGAGAGGCAACCGGCGUGCUUCUGAGUAUUGAUGGGGAGGACGGCAUCGUACGAAUGGAACUGGAUGAGCAACUCAAAAUUUUGAAUCUUCGUUUCCUGGGGAAAAUGGAAGUUUAAGUGAAACUUUUCACACUGAGCAGCCGCAACCCACCACAGCACUUGCUGACACAACCAGCAUCGUGUAACUUUGUCCUGCUGUCAUGUCAUUUUAUUUUUCUAGUUUGUUUGUUUGCAGUAUGAAUAACAGCGGCACAGCCUGGAACAUAGUUAAAAUUUUUUUUUAUCGUGUUAAACCGUAAAAUGACGCACCCCCAGGCCCUCUGUUUUUAGAGCCGACUAUUUUCAGUGUGAAAUUCCGUGUCAAUAAAUUGUCAAACGCA